CCGGGGCGGUGCCGAGCCUCUGGGCCUCGUUAUCUGCCGGCGCCCGGCCGCCCGCCCGCAGUCCAGGUCGCCGCCAUGUCUUCCGGGGCCAGCGUGAGCGCCCUGCAGCGCCUGGUGGAGCAGCUCAAGCUGGAGGCCAGCGUGGAGAGGAUCAAGGUGAGGCCCUCGCCAGCGCCUGGCCUCGGGGCGUGGAAACCGCCCGCUCCCGCCCCGCCCCGGCAUCUGUGGGCCGGAGAAGAGGAGGCCGCGCCGGAGCCGGGGGCUGCGGGACCCGCCCGUUGGCGAGCGAGCCCGCAGGGUCCGCGGAGCAGCGGCGGGACGGGUCUCUCAGGCAGCUGCAGAGCUUCAGCAAUACUGCAUGCAAAAUGCCUGCAAGGAUGCCCUGCUGGUAGGUAUUCCAACUGGAAGCAACCCCUUCCGGGAGCCCAGAUCCUGUGCUUUACUCUGAUGACAGUAGGGAAGAAGUUCACUGAGGAAUGCUUUCAAGCACAAAGUGGUGAAUGACUGCCUUCAAAUCUCAAGAAAACACUGCUCUAGCCAAAUGACUUUUAGAUAUUGCAAACCUUUCUCUUAGCCAGAAUUCUACAGAAAUGGAUGAGUUUCUACUCAAACAAGGAAACUGAGUGAAGGAGUAGAUCUUAAAUAAUAAUGGCCUCAUUCUUUUGGUGAAGUGCAUUAUAUUUAAGACAAACAAAAACCUAACCACCAAAUAAACCAAAAUACACCUCUUUCAUUAAGUGAAUUACUAGUGUUUCUAUACCUGGCGUGUUAUGUAUGUUUUAUAUACUGGAUGUUUACAUUUGGGGAAGGAAAACAGUUUUGUUUGUUAAAAAAUUGCCUAUUUGUAAUUUGUUAUUCCUAAGAUUUUUAUACCAAAACAAAAUUUGUUCUUUUCUCAUGAAUUUACAAUUUCUCAAGCAACUGUAAAACUGGGGGAAGAAUAGGCUUUGUUAAUCAGAUGAUGUCUUGGUUUUUCUAAAUGAGAAGAUGAUUUUAUUUUUAACACUAAGCAUGGGAACUUCUUCUUAGCACCCUGACGGGAAAGACGAGUGUUGUGUUUUGCAUGAGAUUGCCCCAUCCUGUAAUGAAACAGAUUGGAUAUUUGUCUUCUUAAGUUCCUCUGCUUUAUAGAGGUGAUUGUACUUAAAAAAAAAAAAAAAUACUACAUUAUUUCAUGUUUUUAAAACAGUGUUAAAUGUGGUUUACAGAACAUUGCAAAUGAUUAAAAACAAAGUAACGUGAAAAUCUUACCACCUAAAAGAAUUCUUAAUGUCACAAGUAUUUGAUGUGUUUUUGAUUUAAUUUGGGACAUUUUUAAAAGGAUACUUUAUUUGUGUUUGUAAUAAUCUUUGAAGAGCUUUGAAAUAAAAUUUCUCCUUAAUUCAUUGUUUUCUAUGACAGCAA
Messenger RNA from Sus scrofa (pig), 1404 nucleotides. RefSeq names its product G protein subunit gamma 10 (gene GNG10). Gene Ontology annotation, biological process: G protein-coupled receptor signaling pathway. Gene Ontology annotation, molecular function: G-protein beta-subunit binding. Gene Ontology annotation, cellular component: heterotrimeric G-protein complex. The record is from RefSeq and is a predicted model, not a curated record. Lineage: Eukaryota; Metazoa; Chordata; Mammalia; Artiodactyla; Suidae.